Messenger RNA from Closterium sp. Yama58-4, 1398 nucleotides. The record is from the annotation of a GenBank genome assembly. Lineage: Eukaryota; Viridiplantae; Streptophyta; Zygnematophyceae; Desmidiales; Closteriaceae.
AUGGCGUCUAUUUCCGCGCUCCUAAAUCCCGCAGCACGGCUCAGCAGCAGUGGGACUCAUUCAAGGCUUCUCACGGCGACUGCGCCCCCACGGCACGUCGUCUCCGUGGCAUGGCCUCUUCGGCAGCGAUCUCUCUCCAACGCGGCGGCUUCGGUGGUUAAUUCCGCGUCUAACCGAUUCAGAAUCAGUGGAAUCCGCUGCAGCUUGAUUCGCGAUGGCGGAAACAGGGCUGCCGCGUCGACUGUCUCGAUGACAGACGCUGCUGCAUCUCACACACUUGCUGCCGCACCAGUCUCCAAUGCUGAAAUUGGGUCUCUAUCCCCACUCGUGGCGACGGUGGCGAAACUUGUGGCUGCCGCGAGUGUGGUUACAAUGUUCGUCGUCAUCGGUGUUGGUAGUACUCCCCUCGCUGCCUGCGCUGCCACAGAGGCGCCGGGAGUGGAAUACGAGCAACUUCCAUCCAACCCCGCUGCCAGGGCUUUGAACGAACUUUCCGAUUCUGCCCAACGCGCCGGGCAGAAGGUGAAAGAACGGGCGGAAGAGGCAGGACAGUCAUUGGAGAGUCGAGCGAAGAAAUCAGGAGAGGCCCUGUCUGAAAAGGUGGAGGAGACGCGUGAGGGAGUCGCGGAUCGGGCCAAAGAAACGGUCAAGUCAGCAGGCGAGCAGGCGGAGGAGCUGCGGAGGGCGGCAGGCAGGCGCGCGGAGGAUUUGAAGGACGCUGCUGGAAGGCGCGCGGAGGAACUCGGGGAGACUGCAAGCAAGCGCGCGGAGGAUUUGCGUGAGGCGGCUGGCAGGCACGCGGAGGAGCUCGGGGGGGCGGUGACGGAGCAGGCGGAAGGUGCUGUGGAAAAAACGCGGCAAGGACUGGGCGCAGUGGAAAGGAAAGCCGAGGAGGCGUUAGAAUCCGCGCGGAAGACCGCUGAAAGCGCUGCUGAAAAGGCAGAGGAAGGGCUUGGAGCGGCAGGGCGGAAGGCGGAAGGGAUUCUUGGGGAGGCGCGCGGGAGGGCGGAAGGGCAGGGGCGGAAAGGGGUUUCCGCUGCGCAGGAAGGCGCGGAGUCAGCUGGCGGAUACGUGAAGGAAGGUAUUGAGCAGGUGAAGGAGGGGGCGCGGGAGAGGGCGAGGGGGUUGCAGCAAGCGAGGCAGGAGGCUGGGAAGACAGAGAGGGUCAAAGGGAGAGUGGAGGAGGGGGUAGAGGGAGCGAUGGGGAGGGCUGAGAGGGGCGUGGAUGAGGCGCGGAAGGGGAUGGCGGAAUCUGCUGAGCGUGCAGGGGAGAGGGUGAGGGAGGGCGGGGAGAGGGUGAAGGAGAGUGGGGAGAGGGUGAAGGAGAGUGGAGAGGCGGCAGGGCGUGGGAUUCUGGAUUCUCUCAAAGAGGGACUGCAGAAUUUGAGAGGUGGCUGA